AUGUCGACUUUGGCAUCGGCACAACCUUCGUCUGUAUAUCCCGCCACCACGCAAGAUGGUCCUCAUGUUGCCUUGUUCCGCGCCGCUGGAGAUGGCGCUCCGCCUCAGCUGAAGAGAAGCAUCGGCUCAAUCGACAGCACAAUGGACGCCCACUCGCCCAUCUCAGCGGCGUCGCCUGACGACGCUCCACCCGGCAAGAUCGCCAUCCCAGCCUUGAAGCGUCCCCGCAACGACUCGACCGUCAACAAUGGCCCACUCAGCAGAGAUGUCGUCCUCAAGCCGAGACCGAAACCUGGUCGCAAGCCUAUGGCCGACCAGAACGACUCUUCGGACAAACGGAAGACUCAGAACAGAAUGGCUCAGCGUAACUUCCGUGACCGCCGCGCUCAGAAAUGCAACGAUCUCGAGAUUGAGAAUGCUCAGCUGAAGGCGAAUUUUGAGUCUGAACGCUCUGCCUGGAUGGAACAGCUCAGGCAGCGCGAUGCCGAGAACGCGAGACUCUCGGCCCAGCUUGCCGAUGGCAAUGCUAAGUCGGCUCAAAUCGAUCUUGAGAAUCGUCAGCUCAGGGAGCGCAUUGCUGAGAUGCAGAGGGAACUUGGUAUUUGUCCAAUCGCCUACUGUCCCGUAGAGGCCAUCAUGCUUACCUUGGCCCAGCGUUCUGUUACUUCGAACCUUGUUUCAUCUGUUCAUCAUAUUCUUACACCACCAUCGGACAAUGAUGCCCACGACGAGUAUGAAGUCGACUUCACUAACAUAUAUGCAUCCCGUAAACCAUCUGCAUUCACAUCUGGUCUCGGCACAGAUGAACAUUGCGGUUUCUGCAGCGACGUAGAGAAUUGCAUCUGUCGCCAACAGGAAGAGCUCAACAACAAGAGUCUUCCCAGCCUUCCGCCUAUUGACUCAUCGCGUGCUAUCACGCAACCGAAACUACCCUCUGACGUCUCCGCACCCAGUUUCUUGGAGGCGCGAACCGAAGCUUCUGGUCCUGGUACCUGCGAUAUGUGUCUGGCUGAUCCUGAGAAAGCCAGACAGUGCAGGGAGCUUGCUGAAGUUGCAUUUAAAGACAAGGAAGCCGCAGCAUCACGUUCCGAUGACUCCGGCUCCAAAGAUAUGGGCACAGUCACCCUUCGACGUCUCCAGCAGCUCGAUUCAACAAAGCCUCGUGAGAGAACUUCGUGCUCUGACUUCUUCCAACAAGCACAACAGAGGAACGUAAGAUUCAGACGAGACGACUACCAACAAAUCAAACAUGUCUAUCGUCUCGACGGUCGAUCCCAACACUCUCCUUACAUGGAGAUGGAUACUCAAGAUGCUGCUCAUGCUUUGGCUGCUCUCUCGAGACAGGACACCAGGUCUGGCCUGGACCGCCAAUCUUAA
Aureobasidium melanogenum CBS 110374 is the source of this 1377-nucleotide messenger RNA. RefSeq lists its product as uncharacterized. Lineage: Eukaryota; Fungi; Ascomycota; Dothideomycetes; Dothideales; Saccotheciaceae. The record is from RefSeq and is a predicted model, not a curated record. Gene Ontology annotation, cellular component: RNA polymerase II transcription regulator complex. The transcript has 3 exons. The coding region runs from base 1 to 1377 and encodes 458 amino acids. Gene Ontology annotation, molecular function: transcription cis-regulatory region binding; DNA-binding transcription activator activity, RNA polymerase II-specific.